Molecule: messenger RNA, 2622 nt
Organism: Vombatus ursinus (common wombat)
Lineage: Eukaryota; Metazoa; Chordata; Mammalia; Diprotodontia; Vombatidae
Gene: SNX31
Product: sorting nexin 31
Exons: 14
Coding region: 95-1426 (443 amino acids)
Biological process (GO): intracellular protein transport
Cellular component (GO): early endosome
Molecular function (GO): phosphatidylinositol binding
Source: RefSeq, a predicted model, not a curated record
UGCCCGGACGUUGGGUGCAGAGCAGGGUCCCACAGAAGAGAAGGAACACGAGCCCCAGCCCUGCCACCGGGGCCAGCCAUCUCCUCCAAGCACCAUGAAGAUGCACUUCAGCAUCCCAGUGUCCCAGCAGAAGCUGGACACACUGGGGGGUCGCUACGUGCUGUACUCUGUGUACCUGGAAGGGUUCCUCUUCUGCAAGGUGCGCUACAGCCAGCUGCAUCGCUGGAACGAGCAGCUAAAACGUGUUUUUGGAAAUUGCCUGCCGCCUUUUCCACCAAAGUAUUACCUUGCAAUGACUACAUCUAUGGCUGAUGAGAGGAGAGAUCAGCUGGAACAGUACCUGCAGAGUGUCCCUAUGGAUCCGAAAAUCUUGAGAAGUGAAGUCUUCAUCCACUUUUUUACAUUGCUACAGCAGGACACAUUUAAGAUCACCACCAAGAAAGUCUUUCUGGAUGUAUUUCUGCCUGAUGGAAGGAAUAUCCGCAUUGAAAUUCUAACCUCUGACACUGCUGAAAGAGUCCUAGAGAUUGUGUCAUACAAGACAGAACUGUCUCGGGAGCUCAUUGGGUAUUUCAGCUUGUUCCUGAUCCAGUCCCAUAGCGAUGGAGCCUUGUCUGUAAUGAAAAAAAUGGCAGAAUUUGAACUCCCAUAUGUGAGUCUUCAAAGCACAGAAGUGGAAAACUGUAAGGUUGGACUUAGAAAGUGGUAUAUGGAUCCAUCCCUUGACUCCAUGCUUAUGGACUGCCAAACUGCUGUCAAUUUGCUAUAUGGACAGGCAGUUCAGGAAAUUGAAAAAAACUGGGCCAAACCAACACCGGAGCAAAGGCAGGAAUUAGAAGCCCUGAGGAAAGCAGGAAACCAGACAAAGUUUUUGGAGCUGGUCCAGCAGGUGCAGCACUAUGGAUACAUGCAGCUCGAUACUUGUACCUGUGAUUACCCAGAACCUGGCUGUGUGGCUACUGUGUCAGUGGGCAACAAUGAGAUCAGCUGCUACAUAAAGCUACCUGGCAAUCAGACGCAAGAGGUUAACUUCAAGAUGAGCCAUAUAAAGUCCUGGCAGGUCACCUUCCUUGGAUCUUUGCUGGAGGAAGCAGAUGGUCCUCAGCAAACCCUCAACCAGAACCUGGAGCUCAGGUUUCAGUACAGUGAAGGCUGCAGUUGGCAGUGCUUCACCAUUUACACCAAACAGGCUUUUUUGCUGAGUAGCUGCUUGAAAAAGAUGAUAUCGGAGAAACUGACGAAGCUAGCUGCAGAAAACCCAGAAAUGCAGAUUGAAGACCCCCUGGAGCAAGGCAAAAGUAAGAAAUCCUACCGUCAACAAAGCCAGAUAAACUAUUUUGAUUUUCCAACAAGAAAAAGCAAGAUUGCAGUUAAGUCAACUGAAGAGGACUGUGUGUUUGAGACUAUAAGGGAAGAAGAUCUUUGAAGAAGAAAAAAGAAUCAGCAUUUCCACUUUCUUCCUUUAAAGUAAAUCACUUGAAACAGCAGACUGUGUAAUAACCAAAAGUUGGCUUUACAUCGCCAGGGGAAGAAAUUUGACUCUUUUGACAUUUAGAUUAAAGUUUUACUAUACGAGGUGUGGGUUAUAACUCAAUGUAAAUCAGAGGAUGAGAAAGAAAUGGGAGGAACAUUUGUCUAGAUUUUAAGGUCAAGCAGCAAAACUGUGUUUGGAAAUAAAUACACAUUCCAUCUUUCCCCUAAAACAAAUAUUUACCUACAAAGCCUCUACUUCAACUGCUGAUAGUAUGGGAAUUCAUCCACGUAACACAAUAAGUAAACAGCUGCAGCUGGUAAAAUUAUCAGGCUAAAGAGGAUCCCUAGUAGAGUUUACAACACUACCAAUUGCCUGUACCUUAGGCAUGGAAGAAAUGAAGAGUCUCUGAGUAUACUGUUUAGGGAUAAAAGAAAUAUUGGAACUUUAAAUGACUGGAUUAUGAAUGGAUUAGAGAGUGGGUAGAAAAGCUCAAAAUGCCAUCUUACCACAGCUGCUGUUGUGUUGAGGCUUGUUAGCUUGUGCACCUAGGGGAGAGUCUGAAUGCAUGAAUCUACUCUUCUAAAGAAGUGGGAAACAUGGGAGGGAAGGCUGAACUUCACUAAUCUGCCCACAGAACUAUGGGGAGGCGUGAUUUAAGUUAUUAUUUUGAUCAAAUACCUUUUUUUUGCUUUAAUGUCAUUCCAAAGCCUACCGAUAUUGCUGGGGGACAUUCUGAAACAAAUCUGUGGGCUCUCCUGGCAGCAUGUUUCUGUGCUAUUGUAGCUCAGGAGAGGGAUUUAAGAACUCAAUAGAAAAUCUUAAUGUUGGAAAUGAAUGGUUUGAAAACCAGGGGAGGCCUCAUGUUUUGUCAGCUUAGAAACUAAAUCUCUCAUCCCCCCAAACAGGUACAGUAUGCUGCUGGUUCUUUUGCUGAUCCAUUUUUAGUAAAUUAAAAAAAAACAUGAUUACUAACAUAAUUCCAUGGUAUGGAAUUAGGGCCACAGUAAGGGGAAGAGCUAGAUAUACAUAGAGAAAUUUUGUUUUGGGUUUCCUAUGUGCAUAAAUAUUGCAGUGUGCCUAUAUCUAACUGGUAUAAUGCUAAAAAUAUGAAAUGUGUAACAUGGAGUUCUGAAGUUGUUGAUGGCUAU